Molecule: messenger RNA, 2619 nt
Organism: Larimichthys crocea (large yellow croaker)
Lineage: Eukaryota; Metazoa; Chordata; Actinopteri; Sciaenidae
Gene: fkbp4
Product: FKBP prolyl isomerase 4
Exons: 11
Coding region: 350-1717 (455 amino acids)
Molecular function (GO): protein binding; peptidyl-prolyl cis-trans isomerase activity
Source: RefSeq, a predicted model, not a curated record
CUCCUCGGUCCCUCCUAGAAAUGUCUGGAAAAUUCUCGAGCCUCCUUUAAGCGCUUGUCAGACGCUUUGGCUGCAAGACAACGUGGACUUGAAGCUCAUAUCCUCCCUGGUGUUGGUGCAUAACGAUAGCACGGUCCCAGCACGGUAUUUUUAAUCCGCAGAAGCACUCCCAAAAAAAACAAAAAACAAAAAGUGAAGCCAGCGCAAAGCGUUUAGUUAGCUCGGCAGCUAGCGUUGACCUUAAGUCAGGUUGCGUGGUUUGGGAAGUAGCUUUAGCUUCAGCACUGCUGCUGCGAGCGAGUGUUUUAGUUUGAAUUGUUAGUGCAGGAGGGAGGGAAAAAGCUACUUCAUGACAAUGACUGCAGACGAGCAGACAGGUGAAGGACAACACAGCAUCCCAAUGGAGGGAGAAGACAUUACACCAAAGAAGGAUGGGGGUGUUUUAAAGCUGGUGAAAAGGGAAGGCACAGGUACAGAGCUGCCAAUGAUCGGUGAGAAAGUGUUUGUGCACUAUGUGGGCUCACUUCUGGACGGCACUCAUUUCGACUCGAGCAGAGACAGAGAAGAGAGGUUUUCCUUUGAGCUGGGCAAAGGUCAAGUAAUAAAGGCAUGGGACAUCGGUGUAGCCACAAUGAAAGUGGGGGAGUUGUCCCAGUUUAUCUGCAAGCCAGAGUAUGCCUAUGGAUCUUCAGGCAGCCCACCCAAGAUACCUCCUAGUGCCACUCUUGUUUUUGAGGUGGAACUGUUUGAAUUUCGAGGCGAGGACAUAACUGAAGAUGAGGAUCAAGGAAUCAUUCGUCGCAUUGUCACUAGAGGGCAGGGAUACUCCAAGCCUAAUGAAGGAGCUGCUGUUGAAGUAACUGUGGAGGGCUCAUAUGAGGGCCAUAUAUUCGACGAGCGAGAGCUGAAGUUCGAGAUUGGAGAUGGAGUGAGUCUUGGCCUGCCAGUUGGAGUGGAGAAAGCUAUCAUGGCCAUGGAGCAGGGAGAGGAGGCACUCUUCAAUAUAAAGCCUAAGUAUGGUUAUGGAAAUGCAGGAAAUGCAAAGUAUAACAUUCCUGGUGAAGCAACACUGAACUACAGAAUCAAGCUGGUUGCCUUUGAGAAGGCUAAAGAAUCAUGGGAGAUGAAUACUGUAGAGAAGCUGGAACAGAGCGGCAUUGUCAAAGAGAAAGGAACGCAGUAUUUUAAGGAGGGAAAAUACAAGCAGGCAUCAGUGCAGUACAAAAGGAUUGUGUCAUGGCUGGAACAUGAAUCGGGUUUGUCUGAGGAGGAUGAGAAGAAAGCGAAAGCAUUGCGACUGGCAGCACAUCUAAACUUGGCCAUGUGCUACCUGAAACUGCAGGAGCCAAACCAAGCCCUAGAAAGCUGUGACAAGGCCCUGGAGUUGGAUGCCUCCAAUGAGAAGGCUUUGUUCCGAAAGGGAGAAGCACUAUUUGGUAUGAAGGAGUUUGACAGGGCAAAAGAUGACUUCCAACAAGUUGUUCAACUGUAUCCUGCCAACAAAGCUGCCAAGAGCCAGGUGGUUCUCUGUCAGAAACGUCUCAAGGAGCAGCACGAGAAAGACAAACGUAUCUAUGCCAACAUGUUCCAGAAAUUUGCAGAGAGGGAUUCAAAGAAAGAAGCCGAGAGAGUGAAGGGUGGAAGCAAGGAGAACGGAGAUGACGAGAUGGAGGUUGAGAACAGAGAAAAUGAUGCUGCGAGCGAAGCAAAGGCGUAGAUGAAGAUGUGACUAUUCAUGGUUCAUCUGUUCUUCAGACUUUUGUAACUUCAGCCAUUUGUGUUUAAGGGGUGUGUGUAUGUGUGUGAGAAAGAGAGAGAACAAGCGUGUCAACAAGAGCACUGAUGUUUGGGCGCGUCUUCUCUGGCUUUCUUUGUGUCUGGGCUUGUUGCUGUGGCUGCUAGGUGGGGCUUCCCCAGCUGAUGGCACUGUGGGACAUGGUUCUACUAAAUUAAGUGUACCACAACUCCACCCCUGAUUUCUUUGAACUCACAGCUUUGAACUGUGCAUGUGUUUGCACCGUGUUUUGGGUAGGAAAAAACAGUGCAUCCAAGUGUUAAGUACAGAAUUUACCCUCACCCGUCAAGGGCUAGACCAUUCACCUUGCACUACCCCCUCUAUCCUAUACCCCUCCUCACAUUUUAUGCUGUCCAUCCAACCCACUGCUCAUGGGCUUACUGAUCAAUUCCUGAAGUUGUGAUGGUUGUGUAGAUAUGAUGUGUCUGAAUGUUAGAGUGCUUGUGUCCCAAAGUACGUAUGUAGCAGCACUGUGGAUAGGUGGAGUAAUAAGACGUUGACCUGGAAUAGCUGUCGGACUUCAAGCUUCUCUUGCAAUCUAAAAUAUGGAGCUCCGCUAUAGCCCCCAGGGCACAGGACUGUUCAACUUUUCUUUGAAAAUACUGACUUUGUACUUUUUUUUUUUUUUUUUUUUUUUUUUCCUCCAGUGGCGUGCUUGUGAUUUCUGUAUUGUUCUCAAAAUGAUGAAUACAACCAAUUACUUAACUGGAAUGUGUGCAUUUUUAAACCAGCUAGAAGGAGAUUAAUCAGCUUCUUGUGGUCACACUUAAGUAAUAAACAGUAAAGUCUUAAUUUGCUGUUAAAAAAACAAAAAAAAAAAAAAA